Nelumbo nucifera (sacred lotus) is the source of this 1748-nucleotide messenger RNA. RefSeq names its product delta-latroinsectotoxin-Lt1a protein. The record is from RefSeq and is a predicted model, not a curated record. NCBI's taxonomy places the organism in Eukaryota, Viridiplantae, Streptophyta, Magnoliopsida, Proteales, Nelumbonaceae.
UAUGGGCUUUAAAAGUCUAAAAGUUCAUCUCCAUCUCCACAGAGUUCUUAGUCUUAGAUCAGUUAUGUAUUAAAGGAGUGCAGCAUGGUAGUCUAAGAAGAAGCCACACAGAAGCUACUGAGUACUAACUACCAACUCCAUGCCAAGCCAUCUUCCAGCUAGCCAGAAAGCCAACCUCCAACGUCUCCUUUGCAGUUAAAAACCCUUCAAAGGCUCCUUUGCAUCGAAUCCAACAAGCCCAUCUUUUCUCUCUCCCUCUCUGUGCAUCAAGAUGGCAAACCAUCACAGAAUUGACGGAGAAGACCCAGAAGCUUUGUUCAGUAGUUACCCAUGUGCAGUUUACUACGUCCAGAGUCCAUCAAGUGUCUCUCACGCCAACAGCAGUGAAUGCCGGAACCCUGAGUCUGCAUUUCUUUCUCCAUUUCGAUCGGAAAGCUUCAUUACCAACCCCACAAACACAAACCAAGAAGUCGCUCGAUUUACGCUCUCUCGCUACUCGUCUUCUCGUGGCUCUACCAAUUCCUUCCUCCAUGAGAAGAAGAUGGCCUAUGACCUUCAGAGUCAUGAAACUGGCACAGAGAAUGGCGAGACCCGUCCAAUUAUUUGUGCUGAUGGAGUGGAAGAUGACGAUAGGAACCGUGAUUAUUUUGGUCACCAGGACAAAAGGAAACGUGGGUGUUGGAAGUACUUCUCUUUUAGUACUUCUUCUUCCUGUGCUUGGAUUGCUAUUCAGAUCAGCUGGAGGAUUUUGGUGAGCUUCGGAGCUGCAUUGCUUGUUUUCUUCAUAGCAACUAAGCCUUCUCCGCCAAAAAUGUCUGUCAAGAUGGCGGGGAUUCGCCAGUUUGGACUAGGAGAAGGAGUUGAUAACUCGGGUGUUACAACCAAGAUCCUCACCUGCAACUGUUCGAUGGAUCUAAGCAUCGACAACAGAUCUAAGCUAUUCAGACUUCACAUUCGCCCUCCGACCAUGGAAAUGUCAUUUGGCCACCUUCUCAUUGCAAGUUCAGAGGGUCCAAAAUUAUAUGCUGAGACAGAUGCUUCCACAACGUUCCAACUGUAUGUGGGAACAAAGAACAAGGCGAUGUAUGGAGCUGGGCGUAGCAUGCAGGACAUGCUUGAAUCAGGAAAGGGACUGCCGCUGCUCAUCACCAUGAGGCUCUCUUCAAGUUUCCAAGUCGUUUGGAACCUCAUUAGGCCCACCUUCCAUCACCAUGCUGAGUGCCUGCUAUUCCUAGAUGGUGCAUACGAUACCCUACACCACACCCAAGCGUACAAUAGCAGCUGCAGUAUCACUUCUUAUUCAUGAUUCUUGAUUUCUUCUUUUUUUCUUUUUCUCAACGAAUGAAACAUAUACACAUGAGAUGAAAAUUUCGAAAGCAAAAAAAAAUAAAAAAACAAGGCAUAUGAAUAUGUACUUCCAUUAUUUUACUAUAAGUUCUUUGAUAGAACUUAAAAAUCAAACUAUGAUCUUUUAAGGGCUAUAAGUUUUAGGAAAUUCAUCUACCUUCUCUCUCUAAAAAUUUCCCCUAUAACAGCAAUCUAGUGGUUAAAGACUUAAAAGGCCCCACCUUAUGUGAUGCAGCCCAUUUAUUUAUAAAGGUUAUAUGAAGUACCACUCAUUCAGAACUGUAGAUCCAAUUCAUGUUCAUAUAUGGAUCUGGUUUGUCUGCCCAUAUUUGCGAGUUCUCAUCUAGGGGUGUUAAUUGGAUUGGAUUUGGUCCAAUCUGAUGCAGUCUAAUGUAAGUCCA